Molecule: messenger RNA, 639 nt
Organism: Acanthosepion pharaonis
Lineage: Eukaryota; Metazoa; Mollusca; Cephalopoda; Sepiida; Sepiidae
Source: the annotation of a GenBank genome assembly
AUGUAUUUUCGCUGUAGUACAUCUAUCUAUCUAUCUAUCUAUCUAUCUAUCUAUCUAUCUAUCUAUCUAUCUAUCUAUCUAUAUAUAUAUAUAUAUAGUAAAGUCUGUUUAUAUCUAUCUAUCUAUCUAUCUAUCUAUCUAUCUAUCUAUCUAUCUAUCUAUCUAUCUCGGUCUCUCUCUCUUUCUCUCUCUGUAUCUAUCUAUCUAUCUAUCUCAGCUCUCCAUCUAUUUUUCGUAGUCUAUCUAUCUAUCUAUCUAUCUAUCUAUCUGAGUCUCUCUCUCUCUCUCUCUCUCUCUAUCUAUCUAUCUAUCUAUCUAUCUCAGUCACUUCAUCUAUCUCUCUAUCUAUCUAUUUAUCUCAGUCUCUUCAUGUCUCCCUCUCAGCCUAUUUAUCUCAGUCUCUCUCUCUAUCUAUCUCAGUCUCUCUAUCUAUCUAUCUAUCUAUCUAUCUAUCUAUCUAUCUAUCUAUCUAUCUAUCUCUCUCUCUCUCUCUCUCUCUCUCUCUCUCUCUCUCUCUAUCUAUCUAUCUAUCUAUCUCAGUCUCUUCAUUUAUCUUUCUAUUACAGCAUGAGCCAAUCUAAAUUUUCUGAUCUAUCUAUCAAAGUCUUUUCAUAUCUAUCUAUCUAUCUAUCUAUCUAA